GGCCGUCCGCCUUCGUCCACAUCCCUAAUCACUACCACGCAAUGCGCUCGGCACCACGCAGUGCAUGGCACGCAACGAACGAACAGAGGAGUCAGUCCAUCGAUCGUCAUAUUCACAUAUCUACAGGGAUACUAUAGGAUAUUAGAAAAUGGUGGUGUCACCUCACCUGGCCACCAGCUGCAUUUCAAUCUCGUAGCUACCAGAGGGAAGGUUUAGCCAGAAGCUGUCGCCGUGGCCAUCUACCUCCCCACACCUCCCCUCCGUCAGCACGUAGCCUUCCUUCACUCUCUCAUAGCACUCCCACGCAAACGACCUCGGUUCGCUCGAUCUGGCUUCGUCAUCCUCGUCCUCCGACUCAUCGUCCGGAGGCAAGGACGCGCACAGAUCGAACUUGGCCGGUCGCAGCAUCUGCACAAACUUCAAAAAGACCCUCACGGCCGCCUUGCUGCGUAGGCGGGGGCAGGCCAGGUGCUCUAUCCUAGGUAAGCGCAGGCCCCACGCAGAAGGCAUGCUGUAUGGCCACCUGUCGGGCCACUCCCAACUGUAUAUAUGAGCGCCAGGGGGGUGGGCAAAAUCGACCUUGUCUAGCUGCUUGAGAGAGAGGUAGGAGAUGAGCUCACAGCCUACGGCUAAGCUAGGCAGAAAGCGAAAAAAGACUCCCUUGAGUCUCGUCAAGCCCCCGACGAGGGCUCAGCUUGGAUGGGGCAGAGGGCAGACCAGAGAGAGAGAAGUGGGCAGUCACCUCCACACUCAGUUGCUCGACAUGCGGGAAGGAUCGGCUGGGCGCCGUCUGCCCCCCUCCCUCCCUCUCGGUCAUCCACUCGGGGAUGCUGUCCACCAGCCUCGUGGCAGUCACGCUGCUGUCGGCUUUGAUGACGAGGGUCUUGGCCUUGGGGAAGACGAGCUUGUCACGCCACGAAGGGUGGAGCGCCAUGCCACCGAGCUCUAACUCAACCUGAGGCACACGCAGACAAAAAAGAUGCUUCUCUGUCAGCUCCUCUCUCCCUCCCUCCCUCCGCUGUCUGCCCAUUCCUACCUCUGUCGCCUCUGCUGGCAGCUGUGUGACGAUCUCGCUGUAGGGACCGCCGGGAGCUGGCAGGGCGUUGGCACCUUCCCAGCUGCAGUUGAUCGAUAGCUCGCCGCGGUUAGGCCGCCACUCGACCUGGCAGUUCACCUCUGCCGCCCACUUGUUGAUCCCCUCUGCGCCGGCCGCGGCCGCCCCCUGCCCGAAGCUCACGUCGAUCGACGCAAACUUCAAAACGAGGCCCAGCUUCUUGCCCACGUCUGCACACACAGAAGAGCAGAGAAGCAAAUCAAAACACGUGAUGGUCGUAUACGGCUUGAUCAAGUCACCCUUGCUCUCUGGUUUGGCCCAGUGUUGAUUGAGCGUCUCUUUGAGCUGACUGACGCGGUCGAUCUCGUCGGGCUCGAAGGCAAUGCCGGUGAUGGUGGUGAUGUGGGGGCAGCCCGACAAGGCGGUGUUGAAGCUGGCCCACGCGCCGGUGAUGAACUCGAUGUGGCUGGCCUCUAGCCGCUCGAUCUUGGGCGACCUCUCAACGAGGCGAGCGAGGGGCUCCGCGUCCUCAGAGCUACUCACGCUGUCGGCUCGGAGGCUCCUGAGGGCGGGGAAGGCCCAGCGACGUUCACUGCAGACAGGGAAGCACAGGGAUGCGGCAAGUGCGUCGUCGUUGCUCAUUUGCUUGUAUACACACCUGACGUGUUCAACGGAUGCAUGGUCUUGGAUAUCCAUGUCCGUCAGUCGUGGGAAGGGGAUCGGAUCCCCUGGGGAGCGCUGGGUUGGAAUGUGCCUGUCACAUGACCAGUUCUCCCACACCCGCAGCUCCUUGAGUGUCGCUCUCGACUCCUCAAGGAACUCAGAUACACACGGCAGAAUGUCAAAUGGGGGCACGUCAGCCGUCUGGAUCUUGCUCUGCACACACACACACAUGAGUGUACACAGAUGGCCAUCAAACCGACCAUCUCCCGCAGCACCUUGGCUCCCAUCUCACCAGGUGACGUAAGUCAUCGAGCUUCUGUAUCCUCUUGUAACUGUUGAUCUCGUCCGCCGUUAUAGUGAACCGCCGGAACACGCCGAAGGUCUCGUCGGUGGCCUUCUGUCUGGUCUCCCUGUUGACUUUGGCCAUCCGGGAACAGGUGUAGGUGGUGAGGAACGACCCCAGAUGGUCACCCAUGACGCCUCAGGCAGACCCGGCAGACACGGACGGCCAUAACCCUGACACAAGGGACACAAAAAGAUGAUGAGGCACCUACGGCAGCAGACAGAAAUGGUGAUGUGGGCCACCUGUGAGCUGCCUCUUUGCUGCUGUGUCCCUCCCGCAGCGCCGCCAACACUAAUCGAUCCACCUGAAGGCACCACACACCACAAGGCAGCACAGCCGUCGUCACGAUGUGUGUCAGUCCAUCGAUGGGCGGCCGGGGUUGUGUGCACCUUCACUACUUGAAGCAACAGCUGCAGCAGCCGGGCUGGUGUCAACACGCGAGCGCUUCCCGUCACCAGUUGACACCUGAGCACAUGAGCCGGUCCGCCUGUGGAUGCACUGACGUGUGUGUCUUUCCACUGACCGCUUUGCUGUGCUGUGCCGCCUUGUCGGUCUCAUUUGAACUCUCAGACAGGCCGGGGGGACGGUCGUUGACAUUGUACAGCCACCGGAAGCCCUUGCCGUUGCUAUCCUUGCGCUGACAUCCACGCAAAUGCACAGACACAAGGACGUGAUUGCUUUGUUUGCGCCGUCUAUUGGUCGCGCGCCUCUCUGCUGGUCACUCCAUCCUUACAUGUGUUACUUGUUCGCUGGGGAUUUGCGUCAGCUCGGUACUGAGUGUGGCGUUGGCGUCGGUGAGGGUCUUGAGCACAUCGGACAAUCGGCCUGCCAGCGAUGCACAGGCCUGCAAACAGACAUACGGACACAGACGGACACAAAUCGGUGCUGCUCGACGGUUGCUGAACGUGUUCGUGCUGACCUCUUUGUUUUUGUCGGUCUGUGGUAUCCUCAGCUUCGCCGCCUCACUACUCGCGGCCAUCUGACAGCUCACCUGCACAAGGCAGCAGAGCCACCAGCAGCUGCGGCAUGUGCCAGCAAGCUCUCUCCUUUGCCCUUUUCGUUCACCGCAUAGAUUUGGUCGAUGACAUCGCGCAGACUGCCAUCGCCACUCGCCCCGCCACCACGCCCCUCUGCAGCACAUCAUCAGACACACACGUGGGUCGCAUCCGCUGUGUGCUUUGAUGCGUCAUGACCUCCGGGGUCAGUUGGGCCGCUAUCACUGCUGUCCAUUGGCGGGAGGACACGAUCAACCAUCUGCACAAAGGAAGGUUAUCAUAGAGAGGGAGCUGCAGCCAUCCUUGUGUGUCUGGUUUGUCAGUUUGCUGGCUCACUGCUCAGGUAGUUUCCGGCGGCCAUCGAUGCAGCAGCCAUCGCAGAGACCCCCGCUGCCCUCAACACGCCCGACCGCCGCGGACGAACCUCAGUCGGAUCUGAAAGCAUUGAUGCCACACAGCCGUCCAGGAAGGGUGCAUUCACACGUUUCUGCUGUCGCUGUCCUGCCAG
Vitrella brassicaformis is the source of this 3563-nucleotide messenger RNA. Lineage: Eukaryota; Vitrellaceae. The record is from the annotation of a GenBank genome assembly.